ACGCUGUGUGCGGACCGUGAAGGCGGCAGACACACGGCUCUCCUGUUGCUCGGAGGAGGCAGGCCGGUAAUUUUCCACUGUUUCUGAUCCCCCCCGAUGCAAGAGACAAAGGUCAGAAACGGAGGCUUAUAAAUAGGGUAAAAAAAUUAGGCUACAGACGCGUCCAGCCCUCAGACACAGGAGGACACGGACAAGACAGCACGGACACGGGACCCUACGCGCAAAGGACAUUAAAAGGACACAAAAUAACAGAACAAGACAAAAUCCCAUCAGCAGAGCAGACUCCUGCUGGAAGCUGAUGUGAGGUAACCUUCUGAAUUACUCGCUGUGAGCUCCGGAUCGAAUCAGGCCCAUCACAUCUGAUCUGGUUAAGUUCCUGUGUAUCUAAAGUGGGGUUGGGCUAAUGGACGAUGUCAUCACCACCCAUCCUCUCCACCCAAAGCUCUUAACGGCCAGUGUCCAGUCAGCGAAUCCCGGUGCAGCGUUUUAGAUCAGAAUGGCGCAGAAAGAGAAACUUCAGUGCCUGAAGGAUUUCCACAAGGACACUCUGAAGCCGUCCCCCGGUAAGAGCCCUGGCACCCGGCCUGAAGACGAGGCAGAGGGAAAACACCCUCAACGGGAGAAGUGGUCCAGCAAACUGGACUUUCUUCUGUCCGUGGCAGGCGGCUUCGUGGGUUUGGGGAACGUCUGGCGUUUCCCAUACCUCUGCUAUAAGAAUGGUGGAGGUGCAUUUCUCAUCCCCUAUUUCAUUUUCCUGUUUGGCGGAGGUCUGCCCGUCUUCUUCCUGGAGGUCGCCUUGGGUCAGUUCACCUCCGAGGGCGGCAUCACCUGCUGGGGGAAGCUCUGCCCCAUCUUCACUGGUAUUGGUUAUGCCUCCAUUGUGAUCGUUUCCCUGCUGAACAUCUACUACAUCGUCAUCCUGGCCUGGGGUCUCUACUACCUAUUCCAGUGUUUUCAGCCGGAGCUGCCCUGGGCCAAGUGCAACCAGCCCUGGAACACCGACCGCUGCAUUGAAGACACCUUCCGCAAGAACAAAACCUUUUGGCUGGCCGCCAACAUGACCAACUUCACCUCCCCCGUCACUGAGUUCUGGGAACAUAACGUGCUGGGUAUCAGCAAUGGUAUAGAAGAUAUUGGUCCUGUUAAAUGGGACCUGGCUUUGUGUUUACUGCUCGUCUGGGUCAUCUGCUUCUUCUGCAUCUGGAAGGGAGUCAAGUCCACUGGCAAGGUGGUCUACAUCACCGCCACCUUCCCGUUCAUCAUGCUCAUCGUGCUGUUGAUCCGCGGCGUGACACUGCCAGGUGCUUCAGCGGGCAUCAAGUUCUACCUGUACCCGGACCUGGACCGCCUGAAGGACCCAGAGGUGUGGAUUGACGCUGGCACCCAGAUCUUCUUUUCCUACGCCAUCUGUCUGGGCGCCAUGACUUCCUUGGGGAGCUACAACAAGUACAAAUACAACUGCUACAGGGACUGUUUGCUGCUGGGAGCCCUCAACAGUGGUACCAGUUUUGUGUCUGGCUUCGCAAUAUUUUCCGUCCUGGGCUUCAUGGCACAAGAGCAAGGGGUGGACAUUGCUGAGGUGGCAGAGUCAGGUCCAGGCCUGGCGUUCAUCGCCUACCCCAAGGCUGUAACCAUGAUGCCUUUCCCUACAGUCUGGGCAGUGCUCUUCUUCGUCAUGCUGCUGCUGCUUGGGCUCGACAGUCAGUUUGUGGAGGUGGAAGGGCAGAUCACAUCACUGGUGGAUCUGUAUCCGUCCUUCCUAAGGAAGGGUUACCGCAGAGAGAUCUUCAUCGCUAUCAUCUGCAGCAUCAGCUACCUGCUGGGACUGACCAUGGUUACCAAGGGUGGCAUGUAUGUUUUCCAGCUGUUUGAUUACUAUGCAGCGAGCGGUGUGUGCCUUCUGUGGGUGGCAUUCUUUGAAUGUAUUGCUGUGGCCUGGGUUUAUGGCGCUGAUAAUUUCUACGAUGCGGUUGAGGACAUGAUUGGCUACCGACCAAACCCAUGGAUGAAAUGGAGCUGGUCUUACAUCACUCCUACACUGUGUAUGGGCUGCUUUGUUUUCUCCUUGGUCAAAUACAAGCCAUUGACCUAUAACAAGGUCUACGAGUAUCCUGACGGGGCCAUUGGACUCGGAUGGACCCUGGCCCUGGCUUCCAUGAUCUGCAUCCCCAUGGUGGUUGUGAUCAAGAUCAUUCAAUCUGAUGGGCCGCUCAUUGAGAGGAUCAAGGCGGUGGCCGCCCCGGUUCGCGGCGGCGCCAGCUCCCGUCCCGCAGACCACCGCGGCCCCAAGGACCUCACCUACCCACUGGAUCCCAAUGGGAACAAGGGCCAGCUGAAGGCCCCCACCCACACCAUCGUAGAGACGAUGAUGUAAAGGAAUGAGGCGGAGGCUCUCCAUGAGAUCGCUCUCCUCUCCUCUCCUGUCCUCUGAAAUGCUUCUAAAGCUAGCUAGCUUCUGUCUAUCUGUCUAUCUGUCUGUCUGGUGGACUGAUAAGGGUUUUUAGGAGAAAAAAAAAGUUCCAGUUUCAAAUCUUUUAGGAGUACAUCGGAAGUAGUUUGCUGUUGGUGGUUUUAACGAGAGGGCAGCGAUCACAUUUCAAAUCUAUUUCUGAAAUACUGUUUAGCUGUUUUUUGUUAUUUUUUUGUUAUUUUUUGUAUUUUAUUUUAAAUAUUCAUGUGACCACGAAUCGUCCCACAGUUGUCUUAUUUAAAGGCGCAGUGACACGCUGGUGGAUUUCCAUUUGGUCCAACAGCUACUUUUGCAGAAAAUAAGCCAUUGUUCUAAAAGAAGGAAGAAGGUGGUUAUCGAGUCUUUGAAUCAAAACGGGCUUUUGCAGCCACUAUAUGAAAAAUGUUAUCUACACUUAUCAUGGAUUAACAAAUACGGACCUUUCUGACUGAGCGUAGGUGCCAUUGGGUUCAGCUUUCGGCUUUUUGAACAGGCAGGAGGUGCAACUGAGGUCAUGUUUAUUAUCUAUUGGAGGUUUUUGGGUGUAAAUUGUAGAAGUUGAAACUUUGUUCGUCUGCGAAAGACAAAGUUCUGUCAAUCAGGAACGGGACCAAACUUACGUAAAUGUCAAAAAUCCUACAGAUUGUUGUUUCGAAUUAAAGUCUGAUAUCGGUAACUUCUGUAUCAGCAAAAAAAAAAACAUGACUGAUCUGAACUGAAGAGCAGAAAUCCAAAGCUGUCGCCACCGAACUCUUCUCUCACGCUGCCUCCUUCCUGUCCUGGUAUCGCAGACCAGCUGGUUUGGUUCCAACCAACUUGCCCAACAGCUCUUGUUCCUUUGGGGCAUUGAGACGUUAAAAAUAAUUGCCUGGUGCAGCUAAUAAAAAAAAAAAAAUUAAUAUAGAAUUGACACUGCCAUAGCCGACGCCCCUUAUCAAAGCAGGAACCUAGUACUUAAACGCACCUUAGCACAAAUAUCCCCCAUCUUCCAUAGCCGUAAACUAUGGGUCCAAGAGAAACGAGCACUGAGCCUGCGCUGCAUGGGGGGGGGGGGGUGAACCCGCUCCUGCACGAGGACGGACGUAUCUGAAAGGAUUUGAAGUGUGGAGGUUGAACCCUUGAGUGUGUUGUCUGUGGCGUACUGUACAGUAGUAGCUAAUCAGUCUAUCUAUAUCUAUCUCUCUAUCUAUCUUUCUCUGUCCUAGACCAGUUUACAGUACAGUAGUGACUGCCCUAGGCAACUUGGCUUACGAGUUUGGAUUGGAUUUACUUUGUUUUCUACAGAGGAAGUGACAUUACUAUUAGUUUUUUCCUCUGUCAAUGUUUAGAGAUUUUUUUGUUUUUUUAUUAUUAUUAUUAUUAUUAAGACUAUAAUGUUAUUGGUAUUCACUAUUGAUGAUGAUUAUUGCCGUAGUUUUACAUAGGAGAAGGAAUACUUCUUUCAUCUGGUGAAAAUACUAAGCUAUUAUACAAAUCAUACAUUUACAGUGGCAGCCAUUGUAGCACAGUCCUCGUGGUGAAGUUUUAAAACAACGUAAACUGAUUUUUACCGGAUUAAAAUAAAUUAAAAAGCAGUUUAAUGUACACCACAAAAAAAGUUGGACUCCUACAAUGGCUCCAUCUGUAAGUUUGUAGUUGUUGGGGGUUUAUAUAGCGUUUCCUCUUCUGUAAAUACAAGGUGACAGUAUUUAAGUUGGAUGAAGUCAGCCAGGCAGGGGCACUGGGGCCAGUGGUUUAGAACCAACAUGUCACCGACGCUGCGACUUGCGGCGUUGAGCCACUGGUUUGGGUGACGCCUCCCAGCAGAUCAGCCAGUGUCAGCCUGCCCACUCGUCUGAGUGUCAAGCUCCUGUCCAGACACCGUGAGAGGAGGCAGCUGACCAAUCGGAGCCGCCGGAGUUUGGCCGCGUUUGCCAAGUUUACAGCAGCGGGCUCGGGAUUCAAACCAGGAGCCCAAACUGGUCGUAUAGCACUUCUAAGGUCAAACAUGAUUAAUCGGGAGCAGUACUUUUUACUAUUUGGAUGAAAUUAGGUGAAUAUUGAUCAAGACAAACUAAAUUGAACCGAGCAGUUGAUGCCGUUGAAACCGGCUCCGGCCAAACUCCGUCAGUCCCCGGGCCCGGAGAGAGGAAUCUGCCCGGUGACACAUGAACAGUGUCUGCUUCUGUGUUCUGGCUGAUUUCUUUUUUUUUAUUUUGUUUUUAAAUCAUCUUUAUUUAAACAAAGACGUUAAAAAAUUUAAAACUACAUUUACAUUCUUCACAAUAGCAAAGGGGCCAUACUAUCGACAAUGUGAACCAUUGACAACUCCAAACCAGACGAUGUGCGACGGGAACAACUGUCGCUUUCAUUUUGAAUAUGUCUUGUGUAACGAGGGGUUUCCAAUGUGUUUGUGUGACCAGCGACCAUCCACUCAGGACCUUUUCUGUCGUGCUUUAUCCCAGCAUCCCCAAAAUAUAUAAAUAUAUAUAUAUAUAUAUUAGACGUCAAACUGUGGGAGACGAAGAGCUGAAAUUUAACGGUAGCAGUGGAAAAUGAUGUUUUCAUCCAGAUUGAAAGGCCGUUGAGUCAGAACAGUAGAAGAAAAAAAAAAAAAAAUCACACCUUAACUGCCUAUUCUAUCCAGAGUCAAAGGCAAAAA
Pleuronectes platessa (European plaice) is the source of this 5090-nucleotide messenger RNA. Its product is annotated as sodium- and chloride-dependent taurine transporter. Gene Ontology annotation, molecular function: taurine:sodium symporter activity. The transcript is spliced from 16 exons. Gene Ontology annotation, cellular component: plasma membrane. Lineage: Eukaryota; Metazoa; Chordata; Actinopteri; Pleuronectiformes; Pleuronectidae. Bases 497 to 2374 code for a protein of 625 amino acids. The record is from RefSeq and is a predicted model, not a curated record. Gene Ontology annotation, biological process: sodium ion transmembrane transport; neurotransmitter transport; taurine transmembrane transport.